ACUACUGUUUCUCAUUUCUUUUCAUUACCAUUUCCAAAGCAAGUAAAAAAAAGCAAAAAAGCAAAUAUGAGCGCAACAAGCAGAGCUUGGAUUGUGGCAACAAGUAUUGGAGUUGUAGAGGCUUUGAAAGAUCAAGGUGUUUGUAGAUGGAAUUCUGCUUUGAGAUCAAUUCAACAUCAUGCAAAGACCAAUAUCAGAUCUUAUUCACAAGCCCAGAAAAUCCCAAGUGCUUAUUAUUCAUCUGCAGUGGCCAAGAAGUUGAAAGAUGAGAAAUUGAAGCAAUCUGAGGAGUCUCUUAGAACAGUCAUGUAUUUGAGCUGUUGGGGUCCCAAUAAUUGA
Morus notabilis is the source of this 339-nucleotide messenger RNA. RefSeq lists its product as uncharacterized. Lineage: Eukaryota; Viridiplantae; Streptophyta; Magnoliopsida; Rosales; Moraceae. The record is from RefSeq and is a predicted model, not a curated record. The coding region runs from base 67 to 339 and encodes 90 amino acids. The transcript has a single exon.